This is a messenger RNA of Peronospora matthiolae, 6234 nucleotides long. Lineage: Eukaryota; Oomycota; Peronosporomycetes; Peronosporales; Peronosporaceae. The record is from the annotation of a GenBank genome assembly.
AUGAGCAGCGGCCGUCGUGACGCCCCGCCAGCCGUCAACAAGUGGGCGUCUCGUGUACUAACUAGCCCACUUCAUGCUGUCUCGAUUUCCGUCCCACAGGGCGCAACAAGCCGUGACAUCGCCGCGUUACCCGUGAUACAAGAGCCAAAUGAAAAGGAGAAUUGUCGACCGUUGACUGGUGGUACGUGGAACGACGUCCAGCACGUCACACGAGGUGGUUUGAGCCAGCACUCAUGCACAGCAGAUGAUACGCUGUCUCUCCUGCUUAACAAUGAGCCCUCUGCGCCAUCUGGAGUGCUGGGAAAACGUCGAAAGUUGACUGAAACGUCGACAGCUUUAUUACAAGCGGUGUACGUGUUGGACGAGGACGAGGAGGAGGAUGCUACAUCCGAAAAAAGGAGACGAGAUGCAGUAGCAACGGCAAACGCGGUGAUGCACUUUGACGCGCGAGCGUCGGAGCUCCAUGGCCACUUUUUGGGUCGACAAGAUGCAGAGAAGGAACUAGAGAAAGAUGAUGACGAUGAAGUGGAGACGUUGACGAGAGCUGGCGGUUCGACGCUGUUUGUAAAUGACUGUGAUCACAUGGCACAUCUACACUUUGGUACAGUGGCUUAUGGUGAGCGGAAGAGCAGACACUUGACGCUGGAAAAUGCCAGCGAAGUGGGCAACGCACGCGUCAAGUACGACGGGUAUACGAUGAUCGAGGGGAAAGUGACGACGUCUGCUGCUGACGCAGCUCGGAAAAAGAAGAGGAGAUUCAAGUGUGAUCUGGAUGUUUGCGUGGUCGACGCGCUCAAGUCGGUAAUGCUGCGCGUGACGUUUGAACCGCGGUCGGUGGAUGUGGGGCACCACAUCACGGCUAUGCUCAAGUUCACUGUCAACGAUCAACUUGGACUGCAAUGCAGAGCGACAGGUGCAGUGACGCCGCGUGUCCCGAAGCUGUUGAGGCUUGAAGGUAUGCGUUCUUCGUUGAAGCCAGCUGGUACUGUCGUCGAAGCAGUCAAUAAUAACAGACAGGUAAGCAGCAGGACGUUGUCAGAACGCGUACGUAAAGUGUAUACGGUUUCGAGUGCCUUGACACUUAGCGACCUUGAACCGGAACGAGCGCCUGUGGUCAAGACAAAGCAGAACGUGGGAAACAAACGGCAUUCGUCGGUGGUAAUCGACUUCUCGCAUCUUCAAGAUCGACCCAAGCGACGGAAAAGCAAGCUACGAAAGAGUGCGCAAAAGAUAUUUUCGCCCUCGAAAAUUAGUGGCGUUGCUCAGGAUCCGAUCUUGGUGAAGAAGCCUUUUUCUGGCUCGUGGUGGAAACAGCGCCAGGAAGCCUAUGACGAGAAUUGGAUGGCGAAACAGAUUGAUGGUUUCACGAAAUGGUUGAACUACGUGCUGCUAGAUGGUAGUGCCUUAUGCUCGAGUGGAGGCGACGAACGGAGUGAUGUGGAGGAGCACGUCACGAGGACGAAGAGCAAGCUAGAUUACGCAUCGUUGCGCGUGCUCUCGCAAAAGCGGAUGGAGUCAAAGUGGGUACAAGCCGCAGUCGAUUUAUACCAGCGUCCAAGCAUGAACGAUGUUCUUUUCAAUUUGCAGGAUGAGAUCGGUAGUCAAAGACUGAUGUUUCGCGCGGAUCGCCCCGUGUACGCCGAUGUUGGUUUGCAAGAGGAGCUUAUCAGUUUACUGAAUAACUACCAUCCGGUGUGGCUCGGCUUGGGUUUGUAUGUCGUGCUUGGAAACCAAGUCAUGAGACAGGAAAGUUGCUCGUUGCGAAUGAUAUUCCGUGCUUAUCGUGCAGACUCAACGGUUUCAUCGAAGAAUGGCUUGGAAUCGAAUCAAAAGAUGCCUCAUGUCUUACGCCGGAUAAUCUUGAAACACUUGGUCAAAGACUCGCACGUUGCCGAGAAUUAUCGAUUGGUGCAAAAUUUGAUGGCACCUUUAGACGGCUCCGCUGCGGAUCGCCAUGACGGCGGCAAUGCGUUUAUCAACACGAGAAAGAACGUUAACGGUCGGGAAUACUUUGACUCGCUGACCCAGUCGUUUAUGCUCAAGUUUUUUAUGCUGGUGUUUUUUCUGGAUCGCGCGAUUGAGCAGAAGGGUCACAAGUUUGCGCAUUUUCCUUGUCUAUUCCGAAUUGCGCGUGUUACUAAAACGACCGUACCCUCUCGGACGAAGAGUGAUGAGAAUAACAAGCAACUAAACAACACCAACGGGGGUGAUGGAAAAGUGUGGGUGAAAAAUUCGCAGACGUUUUUGACAGAGUUUUGCCGACUCUUUUUGGCAAGCGAGGGUCGCGUUGAUAAGCAUUUGAAACGGCUGGGCUACACGUUGAAUCACGAGCAGACCGCGUUAGAUGAGAUCGAUCUGGAAGUCAGGAACUUAGAAACCGAUUUGCGCGACGGUAUCCGACUAGCAAAGCUAAUGGAAGCGCUUACGGCGCCUGUAUCUUCAUCUGCAGACCAGGGCGGGAAGAAUGUUCCCAAGCCGAGGGGCUUGUCAACGUUUUUGCGCGUACCGGCUUUGUCACGCUUGCAAAAGGUGCACAAUGUCGAGAUUUGCCUGCAUUUCUUACGAGACAAAUGUGGUGCGAGUGUACUGGAUAACCUUAGAAGUAGCAGCUGGGCAGAUAAAAAACGCAUGACUGCCGGACGUGUCCGUGUGUCUUCGUCCGGGUUCGCUGGCUUGCAGACCAAAGUUGAUGAGAAGAUGGUGGAAAAUCUUGCCAAAGAUAUCGUAAACGGACAUCGCGAGAAGACGUUGGCAUUGCUUCGGAAGCUAAUCAGCUCGUUCCAGCUGCGAGCCCUCGUGGAUGCCGAGACAAUGAGACGGGAGAUAUCGAAUGUUGUCAAGAGAAUGAGUUUCCGAGCGAAAGACUUCUUCGAUCAGCAGUGUAAGAACGUACCGCUUAUUUACGAUGAUGAACACGAGUGCUAUAGUUUAUUGCUGGAAUGGUGUCGUGCUGUGUGUGCGAACUAUGACGUUGGUGUGAACGAUUUUUCCGGAUCGUUUGCUGACGGUAAAGCGCUUUGCUACUUGCUACACUACUAUCAUCCGAUGCUUUUAUCAAGAUCCGACAUACUGCCGACGACAAAUGACUUACAUGAUGGAGAUACUUUUCAGGUGAGUGAAAGGGUCCUUCUGUCGAACGAACAACAGCACUUUGCUAUUGUCAACGAUCGCAUCAGGAUGCUCGGGGAGGUCCCAGUGCUCAUGCCUCAACAGUACAAUACAAAGAACCCGCCUGAGGAGAAGAUGACAGUAACAUUCGUUUGCUACUUGCAGUCGCGCCUGAUGGACUCGUACAACGAAAUUCAUGCUGCUUUCAGUUUGAAACGGUGGUGGAAGAGCCCAUUGAUUCGACUGCGAAUGCAUCGUAAGAAAAACUUGAAUGCACGCAUUAUCCAGCGGUUCUGGUACACUUCCAGUCAGAAACGAUUAGCAGUCCGUCAGUGCCGUAAACUCUUACGAGCAGCAUACCUCGUAAAGAGCGCAGUACUAUCGAGGGUGGUCAGGAGGCACUUCCUUCGACUCCGGAAGGCUGCGAUAAAAAUCCAGAUGCUCUUCCGUGCUCACCAACAGGUGCGCGUUCAUGGGAAUUUACUUCACGCCGCCCAAGCAAUCCAGCGGUUUUGGCGGAAUCAACUUCAAUGGAGACAUGAGAAGAGAAUGCAGAUUAUGCAGCGCAAGGUCACACAGCGUGAGCUCGUGAAGGCCAGCUGUGCCACUAUCGAGCGGAUGUGGCUGCAGUAUUUGUCCAGAGAGGGAGCUCGUCUUGUGCGACAACAAACGAUCGUUGACCGGCACGUAGCGGUUUCUCGCAUUCAAUUUGCUUAUCGGCAAAGCCGUUUGCGUGCAGCGGCACAGAUACGCCGUAUGCAGGCAUGGCGACAACACCAUCACGCAGCAUAUGUCAUUCAAACGGCAUGGGUUGCCUUCGUACGCCAUCGAGAAGAGAGCCAGAGGGUUCUUGCGCUGCAGCGUUUUGAACAGUUGAUGGAAGAGAAGAAAUGGCAGCAGCGGCAGAUCACACUGAGACGUAAAGUCGAGACACGUGCUGCCGUGUGCGUCCAGAAACGUUUCCGCCAGUUUGUGUUUCGGAAACGGGAAGCGGUCGCAACGAAGCUUGCAAGCACAUUUCGCGGUAUGAAGCAGAAAUGGCAAUUUCAAGCAAAAAAGCAUGCUGCAGUGGUGCUUCAGCACAACGUUCGCAUAUGGCGACGAAGGCGGCAGCUGUCAGCGCUGGUGCAGUUCUACAGCAUGCUGGAGACUUACCGGCAACUGAAAGUAAAUGAGGAGCAACGACGCAUUCUGCAGAUUCAGGAACUAAAGUCCAAGACAGAGUCGCGGGCAGUGCGCUGCAUCCAAUUUGCCUACCGCAUGUAUCGGUUUCAGAAACGAUUGUUUGCCGCAACAAGAAUUGAAAGUGUAGUGCGAGCGUGGUUAGCAAGCCAUCGGUACUCUCGUCUCCGUGCAAGUGCAUGCCUACUUCAGAAAAACGUCCGCAUAUGGCGCCGCCGAAAACAGGUCCAGGUGUUGCUGAGGUUUCAAGGCUUGCUCUUGCGAUACCGGCGCAUGCAGCGAGACGCAGAAGAACAGCAAGAACGUGUCCGUCGAAAGCGUCUUCAACGCAUACAGGAAACCGUGAAGCAUCGUGCAGCGUGUCGUAUCCAGUCGGCCUAUCGCUGGUAUACCUUUCACAAACGGGUGCUUGCAGCUAUUCUCAUUCAAGCAGUUUUCCGUGGGUUUAAAGAGAAGCAGCAAUAUGCCACCAUUCGUGUUAGUGUGGCGAUGAUGCAGCGCUCGGUCCGUCAUUGGAUGGCGGUGACGCGUUUUCGCCGAGCAUUGGGUCUACAUCGUGCAUCCGUGAGCAUUCAAAGGUGUGCUCGUGGGUGGAUUUCACGCCGUUGUCGCUUCAGCUUCUACACCUUGCAGACGCAGCUGAAGCGGCUGUGUGUGUUGAUGUCGUGUUGGCGGAUUGAGUACUGGUACGCGAACCGCAUGCUGAAGUACCGUAAAAAGCGCAUGCUGGUGGUGCGAUCUCACUGGACGCGAUUCCGAACCAGCAUUGUACAGAAGCGUGUAGCUGAUGCAAACAAAAUCGGAAAAUGCUGGCGAUCGUCUUGCUUUCGGAGUUUCAUCAAAGCUCGAAUUCAGGAAAGGCAGCAGAUGGUUGAUGCGGCUCAACGUAUUCAAAUAUGGUGGCUGGAACUCUGUUGCAAGUGGGUGCAGCGUUUGCGUUAUGAAGAGUUGCAGCAACAGCGCGAGAUGGAAGCGAUAGCACUAGCCAUGGCCAAAGUCCGUGCUGAGCGUAUCGUGGUGUCGUGGCUAUAUGAUAAGGUAAUAUUACCCAACCGCGAGCGUAAGUUCCAUCUCGACGCAGUGCAAAAGAUUCAAGCGUGGUGGCGUGGAAUGCUCGUACGCUUGCAUCACAGCACACUUGAGAUCACUUGGCAUCGCAAGAGACUUUCAGCUAUACAGCUAGUCGGAUCAGGGCCUCACGGCGGGGUCAUCACGUUGUCGAAGGGUCCUCAAGAAUUGGAGGUCAAGUCUUGUGGAGGAAGGAGUGUUCCGACAGAACAGCCACAGACGUUAGGCUCACGACUUGAUACGGCACUACACAUGCUACUUCACGGAAAGCGACUACAGGACAUGCUGUUUGCAAGCCACACCAUCGAAGUGUGCACACGGUAUUCGCGUGAAUGCUGCCACAAGUGCGUUCAACUACAAAUCUCGUCGACUAUUUUUGCAGCGAUUCGAGGUUUAAAUCGCAGCCGUCCGCACGUGGAGCUACUGCAUCAGCUACUGCUGGUCUUGAAAAACUUGACAGUGUAUCGGCGGUCAACUGACAAGGGCAAACCAGUGCGAGUGGUUGCUACUGAUGAGGAUAAGAACCGACUUGACGUAGAUCUGCGCGCUUUGGACACGCUGGUGGACUUGCUGCACAUUCAUCGGGACAUGCACCACGUUUUCGUGCUCUCAGCGGAAGUCAUCGCGUACUAUUUCAGGGCGCUGAAACCGCUCGUAGGAAAAAACACCGGAGUCCAAGAGAGUUGGCAUGAAGCUGAGAAGCGUCUGGGUGGUUUGCAGGAGCUGUUGUCAAGAAAGCUGGCGCUGUAUACCGCAACGGCCUCGUUUCGACGCGUGAACCAACUUCCUGAGAAGAAUAGUGCAAACAGUCUGAUGAGAAAAAUGAACCCGAAGACAGCUGUAUCAAUCAUGCAGCAGCUCGUCGUACUGCUAUAA